AUGCCAUCGAUAAACUUGAACGCGCGAAUCAAAUGGAAACGAGGGAAGCACCGACAAGCGCGAGAGAGUAGAAAUCCAGAGUCUAUAAUUUCUGAACUCGCGAACUGCGUCUUUCGCGGCGCGUUUCAUCGAGAGAGCGUGUGGGUUUCGUGCCCGAGACGCGUGGCGAGUUUGUUCGAUCAGUUGAACAUAGGGAGAAGAGUGCGAGAGUGCGUCGCGAGGGACGUGCCUUUUGUGCAUCGAGAUGUAGUGGCGUUGAGAUUAUCACCAGAAGAUGCGUUUUAUUUACACGCCGUGGUUGGGUGUUUGGUCGUGUACGCGUACGAGGAGAGCGUAGUAAAUAGCAAUAGCGACGACGAGAAUGAUAACAACGACAACAACAACAACAAUAACAAAGGUGGACGACACGUGGAGCUUUCUCGUGAGCAGUUUUGGACGCUGUUGCGCGAGACCGCCGGUGCUGCGUUCGGUUUAAAGUGCGUAGCUACGUGUCACUUUCGGUUGCAAGGAUGGUUGCCGAGAUCCGGUUUGCAAUACGGCGCGGAUUUAGUUUUGUAUCGUCGACAUCCGUCGUUGGUGCACUCGGAUUGCUGCGCGUUAGUUUUGCCAGAAAACAACGGCGCGAGAAAAUCGUUCGAUGUGUUUAGUGAGGGUAACGCGUCGGAGUCAUCCUUGAAAGAAAACAACAGAGGCGAACUCACGAAAUCGUUUCCGAAAUGGUACGAGUUGCAGUCGCUCAGUCGAUUGUGCGUCCAAGUGAACAAGAAACUCAUCCUGUGUUCGAUAUCGGUUCCCGAGGCGUGCGAUUGGAACGAUAGCGGCGUUAUCGCCGAAGCGACGGUGAAAGAGACGGAAAUAUCGAGGUUCAAUCAAUUACGGAUUAAGAAUCUCGCAUCGUAA
Messenger RNA from Bathycoccus prasinos, 900 nucleotides. RefSeq lists its product with no specific name. Gene Ontology annotation, biological process: tRNA splicing, via endonucleolytic cleavage and ligation; tRNA-type intron splice site recognition and cleavage. The record is from RefSeq and is a predicted model, not a curated record. The coding region runs from base 1 to 900 and encodes 299 amino acids. Lineage: Eukaryota; Viridiplantae; Chlorophyta; Mamiellophyceae; Mamiellales; Bathycoccaceae. Gene Ontology annotation, molecular function: tRNA-intron lyase activity; nucleic acid binding. Gene Ontology annotation, cellular component: tRNA-intron endonuclease complex. The transcript has a single exon.